AUGAGUUCAAAUUCAAUUAAUCAAAAACCAAUUUUGCGUCAAGUUCAUUCUCACACAGAACUAUGUACAACCACCAAUUCUACUUGUCCGGCAACGUGUUUUACUAAUAAUCUCACAUCAACCGAACUGGAACUUAUUCGCAAUCCGCCCUACCCUCUUACCAUAUCUUACGACAGUAUUCUCAAUCCCAUUCGCAAGCGACGCAAAAACAGCAACAAGAGAAACUUGCCUCCAAGACCUCAAAAUGCAUGGGUGCUGUUUAGACGUAAUUUUCAAAGUCGAGUACGUUCUCAAUGUUUUGGCGGGCUGCAUACUCUCAAAGAAAUUUCCAAGACGGCCGCCGAAAGUUGGAAACGUCAACCAGAAGAAGUCAAACAAUAUUUCAAUGUUCUCUCGAAAUUAGUUUCACACAAACACAAGGUUAUGUAUCCGGAAUAUGUCUACAACCCGAGGAAAUUUAAGAAUGGUGAAAAUUUUAUAUUUAAGUAUAUGGACAAGGACAAAAUUGCGAAAAGUCGUAACAAUAAAACGAGCUUAUCAAAGAAGGUUAAACUAAGCAAUACUGGCUGCAGCAGCAUUAGCGAGAAUUUAAGAAAUAACAAACAGCAGUCUAGCUUACCAAGUCCGAGUUCUAUCAUCGACAUUUCGAGUUUUUCCUUGUGCGAGAUUUCCGACUUACCCUACUUUCUCACUCAAGAGCCUGCUUAUUUUUCUCCGAAUUUCAUUCAACCUUCUUCUUUCUUUUCUCAAUGUCAAUUCGAUAAUGACAUUAACAAUAAUAACAUAAAUGCUAAUGAGAAAAUAAGUUAUACGGAUUUUGAGUUUGGACAUUGCCCCGGUUAA
This is a messenger RNA of Paraglomus brasilianum, 843 nucleotides long. The record is from the annotation of a GenBank genome assembly. NCBI's taxonomy places the organism in Eukaryota, Fungi, Glomeromycota, Glomeromycetes, Paraglomerales, Paraglomeraceae.